This is a messenger RNA of Durio zibethinus, 2145 nucleotides long. The record is from RefSeq and is a predicted model, not a curated record. NCBI's taxonomy places the organism in Eukaryota, Viridiplantae, Streptophyta, Magnoliopsida, Malvales, Malvaceae.
AGUUUUCCGUGUUUAUUACCAGUCUGUGAGAAUGAGUUCAACAUGGCCUAGGAAGGAAGGGCGCAAAUAGGCUGGCUCUGUUGGAAGCUUCCUUUCAAGCUUCUCUUACACGAAGUACAACACUGUUGGCUGCUGCUCUGUCCAUUAAGACAUGACAUGUUCAUAACAAUUACUUACCACACGAAUCAAUGUCUUUUUCGACAACAUGGGACAGGCUAUUGGCUAACACAUUUGUACAGGUGCAAUGAUCAAAGACCAUCCACCGCCAUGUAAUCAUCUUUUUACAUAUGUUUUCUAAGAGUGAGAUUCUCAAGAACAAGCUCUCCCUUUGGUUAUUUAUUUCUUAUUUUGGUCGGUGACUGAUCUCCUUCUUUGUAUCGAUCUACCACUUCUCAAAUCUUCAGUCAUUUCUUAACCAGUUCAAGAUUCUUCUUUUUGUUCUCUUUUCUUGUUAAAUAUGAAUUUAUGAUGCUUUUGACCCUGGAGUUUACUUAUUCUAUAGCUCCCAUUAUUUGUUGUUACUUCAAUUCAGAGAUCUGAAUUGAUUCUUAUGCCAUAUAGCGUCAUAGUUUUUAUAAAAAAAAAAAAAAAUCCAAUAUUUCAAAACGAUAUUCUUCUUUCCUUGUUUCUAUCGCUUAAAGAUUCAUUUAUUAGAAUUAUUUUUGUUCAUACCUUUCUGUUUAUAUAACUAUACGCUUUUCUGUUGUUUUUGUUGUUGUUGUUGUUUUUUUCUUUAUCAUGAAGCUGAUUAGUUGUAUGCGGGUGCCUAAUUCUAAUGCUAAAAGCAGUGCCAAGAGAAGACCAAUGGUGAAAGACACUGCAUAUUAUGAUAUAUUGGGUAUCAAUGUUGAUGCAUCCGCAGCUGAAAUCAAGAAGGCUUAUUACCUCAAAGCAAGGCUAGUUCAUCCUGAUAAAAAUCCUGGAGAUCCAAAAGCUGCUCAAAAUUUUCAGGCACUUGGUGAGGCUUAUCAGGUUCUAAGUGAUCCUGAAAGGCGUGAAGCAUAUGACAAGCAUGGGAAGGCAGGAGUACAGCCGAAUUCCAUGUUGGAUCCUUCAGCUGUGUUUGGAAUGCUUUUUGGAAGUGAAUUCUUUGAAGAAUAUGUUGGACAACUAGCAUUGGCUUCUUUGUCAGCUGUUGAAAUUGAAGAUGAUUCGCUAGUUAAGGAAGCUCGUAUGCAGAAAAUUCAGGAAAAGAUGAAGGCACUUCAGAAAGAAAGGGAAGAAAAGCUCAUAACAAUUCUGAAAAAUCGCCUUCAACCAUUUGUAGAAGGUGAAACUGAUGAGUUCAUUAACUGGGCAAGUUCAGAAGCACGGCGACUUUCAAAAGCUGCUUUUGGUGAGGCUAUGCUACAUACCAUUGGAUACAUUUACACGAGGAAAGCAGCAAGGGAACUUGGAAAAGACAGGCGAUAUAUGAAGGUACCGUUUUUAGCAGAAUGGGUGCGAGAUAAAGGGCACCGUAUAAAAUCACAAGUAAUGGCAGCUUCAGGUGCUGUUAGUUUAAUUCAAAUACAAGAUGAGCUGAAGAAAGUGAACCAAGGAGAAAACAAAGAAGAGAACAUACUGAAAACCCUUGAAGAUAAGAAGGAUGCCAUGCUUCAGUCCCUUUGGCAGAUCAAUGUGGUUGAUAUUGAGUCAACUUUAUCUCAUGUCUGCUUAGCAGUACUUAAAGACCCUAGCGUAUCGAAGGAUGUUCUAGUUUUACGGGCAAAAGGAUUGAAAAAACUUGGAACAAUUUUUCAAGGAGCAAAAGCUGUCUAUAGUAGAGAAAACAGCCUGCGCCAUGAAAAUGACAAAGCGAUAAGGGCCGGUUCCUCGUCAUAGUCAUCUUGAUUCUCCAUGGAUGCCAACUUUGUUGUUGAUUAUUACUACGGCAGACUAGGACACUUGAUGUUCUAUCAGUUUCCAGUUGUUAGAGGAUAUUUCUGCACUUUCCCUAUGAUGCUCAGGUACAAGUUGUCCCCUACAAAGGCAUAUAUACACAUAUCCAUAGGUAAUAGCAAACCUUAUCUGCAACUAGGUGGAAGAAUGAUCGUGUCAAAGGCACCAUUGGCACCAGUUCUUGGGGAACCUUUUGCAAAUCAUUCAGCAAUGCAAUAGUUAAAUAUAUAAGACAUAAUCAUCAAAUCUCUGGACAUUUAUAUG